Striga asiatica is the source of this 390-nucleotide messenger RNA. The record is from the annotation of a GenBank genome assembly. NCBI's taxonomy places the organism in Eukaryota, Viridiplantae, Streptophyta, Magnoliopsida, Lamiales, Orobanchaceae.
AUGCAGGCAGAAGUACUGCCCAAAGCAACUGAAAACCUGUUUUUGAGGAGUCGACCAACCACUGCGGCUAAUCUGAGCCGUCCACGUGGCUGCAUGGAUGAAGGCUGGAGUGAGAGAGCCGUUAUGCCAUUGCAGCUGGCCUUUGUACCUUGUGUACUAACUGCGGCUAAUCUGAGCCGUCCACGUGGCUGCAUGGAUGAAGGCUGGAGUGAGAGAGCCGUUAUGCCAUUGCAGCUGGCCUUUGUACCUUGUGUACUAAGUUUCUCACGAGCUGCAGCAUGUUGUUUGUCUUCAUGCAAGGAGGAGGUUCUUAUGAACAUGGGCAGCUUAAAGAUGGAGGGCUCCCUUGGAUGCAUCACGUGUGUUCCCACUAAUUCAAUUGUUAAUUAA